This is a messenger RNA of Pseudovirgaria hyperparasitica, 2419 nucleotides long. RefSeq names its product PRP3-domain-containing protein. Gene Ontology annotation, biological process: mRNA splicing, via spliceosome. Bases 104 to 1963 code for a protein of 619 amino acids. The record is from RefSeq and is a predicted model, not a curated record. The transcript has a single exon. NCBI's taxonomy places the organism in Eukaryota, Fungi, Ascomycota, Dothideomycetes, Acrospermales, Acrospermaceae. Gene Ontology annotation, cellular component: U4/U6 x U5 tri-snRNP complex.
CUGCUACAGACAACCUUUCACUCAGUCCAGGCUCGACUCGACUGCAUCAUCGCAUCGAUUCCAGUCCCAGACAUUCGUCCAGACAUCGGGCACGGUGACCAUAAUGCCUGAGAAGCGACAUCUCGACGAUGGGAGCGGGUUGGAGAACGACAACAAACGACCACGCUCAAACAACGCAUCGCCUGCCCCAAAUGGUGCUCCGAAAAUGGACUUGACCGCGAAAAUAGCAGAGGCCAGAGCAAGGGCAGCGCAAGUUGCAGCAAGGCAUGGAUCAAAGCAACGACCGCCUCCAAGUGGGCCACCAGUGCAGUCGCCCAUCGAGAUCGCGAGAGCUAAAGCUGCGGCGUUUAGCCAACGCACCUCGUCUGCUGCAUCCAACGCUCAUGAGACGCCAAAACCUACUCCAGGCGAGCUAGCAAGAGCUAAAGCUGAGGCUUUGAGGAAACGUAAGGCGCUGGAGCUGGCGAACCAGCCAAGCGAGAACUUGACAAAAAGAAGACAAGAUGAAACCAUUGCGCAGUAUAGAGAAAGGAUCGGAGGAGGACUAGGUAUAGGACUGCACCCGGCCCUGCAGGAUUCACCGGAGACAAAGGCGGAACCAUUGAAGGAAGUGGAAAGAUCGAAGACGAGUCGCCGACGCGAACCUUCUCCGAGGCGUCCUAUGUCAGAGGACGUGGAAGCAAAGGACAAUCCUUACCUGUCUAAAGAUGUCGAUGCUGAGACCGAGGGAGCUCGUUCUCGCCCAGCUCGUGCUUUGAUCUUCAAUCCCCACGGAAAGUUCAUUGAGGAAGCUGCGAAAGAGCGACGCAGGAAGCAGCUGGAAGAAAUGCGUGGCUUGUUGCAAGGCGUAGAGAAGGCACAGGAGCAAUUAGGUCCGGAGAGAGCAUUUGUCAUUGAAGAACCUCCAGAGAUCGAAUGGUGGGACGAAUCCUUCGUGAAUGGCACAGACUACACAAAUCUGGAUGCGCCUGGCAAGCUGAAGCUUGAUGGAGACGACAGUCUUAUCACUAUAUACGUUCUGCACCCUGUACCAAUUCAGCCGCCACAGGAAAAGAAUGCCCCUCCUCCAAAACCACUAUAUCUCACAAAGAAGGAAAUGGCCAAGAAUCGCCGCACUCGCCGUAAGGCCGACCUUAAGGACGAACAAGCGAAGAUCCGACUCGGGUUGGUCGAGCCACCACCACCAAAGGUGAAGAAGUCCAAUCUUAUGCGUGUUCUCGGCAACCAGGCGGUUCAAGAUCCAACAGCUGUCGAAGCUCGUGUGAACCGCGAAAUUGAAGAACGUCUCGCUAAGCACGAAGCGGCCAACGCUGACAGAGCUCUCACAAAGGAGGAGCGAGGCGAGAAACUGGUCAAGCGGCAGCUCGGAGAUGCUGCCAAGGGUAUUCAUGUCGCUUUGUACCGCAUCGGGAAUCUCAGCUACGGCAAACAUCGCUAUCAGAUAGACCAGAACGCUAAGCAGCAGGCGCUCACUGGAAUUGGCAUCAUGACACCCAACAUGAACAUAGUCAUCGUCGAGGGUGGCCAGCGUGCCCUUCAGCUAUAUCGCAAGCUCAUGCAACGUCGUAUCAAAUGGCACGAGAAUUUCAGUCGCCCAAAGAAGAACUCAGGCGAAGAUGAGGAAGAGGAUGAGGCAGAGGAAGGCCCGCCAGAAUCUAAGCAUGCCUUCAUGUCACAAUAUGACGAGAAUGGCGAUCUGAAGGACAAUUCGGAGAACAAGUGCAUCCUGGUCUGGGAGGGUGAAGUCAAGGAGCGUUCGUUCAGGCAGUGGCGAGGCAUGAGAGCCUGUGAAACUGAGCAAGAGGCCAAGGAUCAGUUGUCGAAGUUCAAGAUGGAGAACAUGUGGAACUUGGCGAAGGCAGCGGACAUGACCGAAGUCCAAACCAUCUGGACUCAUGAUCCUACGCAGGCAAAGAAGCAGGAGGAAGACCAGCUCGAUGCCGGACUAGACGACUACGAAUGAGGUGAGCAGUGUUAACCACUAGCCAAAUUGAAUCAAUUGUACCUAGCUGACAGCUAGGCUCCGAUGUCAUUUGAGGUCGAACUUUCGUCACUGGGGUAGGUAGGAAAAGGUCUAACAUAGCGUCGGCGCUUGUAAUUUUAUAAGCAUGAAAACGAAAAGGCGGGCUGACCCGACGACGGACCUCGUCGAUUUGUACUCUACAUAGCUAUCACCUGCCAUCGUUUGCCCACGUAUAGGCACAAUAUGCUCUACCAGAGACCAAUCCAGGCAUAUGUGUAUAUUCUGUCAAUCGCACUGAUGUCUUGUGUUCUCGACCUUAGUCCUUACAACACCUCCUUCCCAACCUUUGUUCGCCACUAUAACGCUGAGAUUUAUGUUCAUUCUUUGACUGGCCAAGUUUUGCUCUUCGCUUCCAUUGCCACUUCUGCACGUCCAGGUCUCCAUGCACGUAUCACG